ACGCAGGCGACGUAGGAAGCGAAUGUGGCGUUUUGACGCACUCAUGUAAUGGCUGGGGAGAGAUCCCAGAGAAAGACUAUCGUUACUACAGUGCAUUUCGUGACAGGUGCUUGUAAACGGAAGCGAUGGCGUGUGCAAGAGUCCCUUUGGACGAACAGCAUGUGACGGAGCCAAACGGGCCCUCUGGUAGGGACCGUAGCCUACCGGCGCUGCAUCCUGAGCGGGUGGAGGACCGGAGUUUCGUGGCCUACAGGCCCCCACCGCUGGAAGGUUCUGCGGCACACCUCGAGGAGUUCCUGGAGCAUGCUCAGUUCAUUGCUGACGACCUAGACUGGCUGCUGGCACUACCACAUGACAAGUUCUGGUGCCAGGUGGUGUUUGACGAGUCCCUGCAGAAGUGCCUGGACUCGUACCUGCGUCACGCUCCCAGGGGCCUGGACCCCGAGGCGCUGCCGGCCUCUCCCGCCGUGGCGGACAUGCAGCGCCGUCUGCACCGCUCCGUCUUCAUGACCUUCCUCCGGAUGGCCACGCACAAGGAGUCCAAGGAGAACUUCAUUACUCCAGCGGUGUUUGGGGAGAUUAUUUACAACAACUUCCUGUUUGACAUUCCCAAGAUCCUGGACCUGUGCGUGUUGUACGGCAAAGGAAACUCACAGCUGCUUCACAAAAUGAUUGAGAACAUAUUCACUCAACAGCCCGGUUACUAUGCUGACCUGGAGGAGGCGGUGCCUACAAUUAUACAGGUGCUCGACACCAUCCUGCAGAAGUGCGGCCUGCAGCUAGAGGGCGCCACUGCCAGUGAGCCCCUGAAGCUGGAGGCUCAUGGGAGAUACACUGCCAUGACCAUGAGUCAGAAGGACCUAGUGGACCUUGUCCUGUACUUGUGCGACUCCUGUACCACCAUGUUCUCCUUCCUCGAUAUCUUUCCUGCUGCCUGCCACACCUUCCAAUCGCACGGUUUCCUCAACAGACUGGCUUCGUUCUACGAGCUGGCUGUUCCGGACAUUGAGAAGGCCAUACGAAAGAGGAACUUUGACGAUAAGAGUCUGCAGGAGGACAUGUGGAGACGGGUGUCCCAUUCCUGCAGGAAGAUGGUGGAGAUCGCUCACCUGUUCGUCCUGCACACCUGUCUGCAGCCUGUUCUGGAGGGCUCAGAGAACAUACAGUCGUUUGUGGAGGACUUCUUGCAGAUCAUGACCGCCUUUCUCCAGGAGAAGAGGUUCUUGGUGGACUACGACGAGCAGUUCCCCGUGGAGGAUGAUGUCAGCCUCUUGCAGCAAGCCUUCCCUCAUCUCGAUGAGACCAGGACGUCCUACCUGCUGCAGGGGGUGGAGUGUGCCUGGGAGACCGUGGGCAGGAAGAGGGUUCGGCCCGCCCCCGUCGCCCCCCCCCGGGAAGUGGAGGGGGGGGAGUGGGCGGAGACCGCGGAAGACCAGACCAAUGGGCUGCAGAGGGGCGCAGAGGCCCCCGUGGAUCCCCCUCAGAAGGGGGAUAAUGGGGCGGUGUGCACGGUGAGCGCGGGCGAGCUGGAGUCCCUCCUCUCCCACAUCAGGGACCUGCUGCCGGACCUGGGCGAGGGCUUCAUCCUGGCCUGCCUGGAGCAGUACGGCUACAGCUCGGAGGUCGUCAUCAACAACAUCCUGGAGGACCGGCUGGCCCCGGCGCUGGACAAGCUGGACCGGGCCCUGCCCAGGCCGGUGAAGGAGGAGAUCCCGCCGGUGCUCAGCUCCAGGUCCAACGUGUUCGACGACGACGACUUCGACGUGUUCAACCGCGACAAGGUGGACAUGACCCGAAUCUGGAAGGGAAGGAGGCAGGGGAAAGGCGGCCGGGAGUUGCUGGACGAUAAGGAGCACAUAGCGGAGCAGCGCGCCCGGUACCAGGCCUACGAGACGGUGGUGGACGAGGUGCCGGUGGGCCCCGGGGAGGAGGGGGCCGGCGCCGGGGGCGGGGCCUACGUCACCGACGACUACGACGACGAGUACGACGACACGUACGACAUCAACCAAGUGGGCGCCAACGACCUGGACGAGGACGACGACCUGCUGAACCGCAGGCCCUUCACCACGCCGCAGGUCCUGCGUACCAGCAAGCAGCCCAAAAGCAGGCAGGACGAGCAGGAGGAAGAGGAGGAGGAAGAUGAAAAGGAUGCGGUGGUGAAGAGAGACCAGUUCGUCCAGGACCCGGCCGUGCUGAGGGAGCGGGCCGAGGCCCGGAGGGCUGCCAUGCACAGCAGGAGAGGGUACAGCAGACCGGAGCCGGCCAGUCACGUGGCGGGCCGGCCCAAGGGCCAGGGGCAGAGCCAGGAGACGGCCCAGGACCGCCGCAGGAAGGAGGCCCACAAGGGCCGCGGGGCCAACCACAACCGCCGGAACAUGGCCGACCGCAAGAGGAGCAAGGGCAUGAUUCCCUCCUGAGGCCGGCCGUCGUCACGGCGACACGCGUGUCUCUCGCCAAACCCUGGGAGAAAGGGGGGGGGCGGGGGCCAGAGGGACACUCGGGGGGCUCCGGUAUCCAUGGUGACAGGCAAAGCGGUUGCUUCCUGUCUUGGGACUUAGUCCCAGCCCCCACUCCCCUACACUCGGUGUGACUUCUGGAUCUCAUCCUGUUCCCUUGUAUCAGUUUAACAUCCCUACGUUUUUCAUACUUUUUUUUUUUUUUUUUUUUAUCACUGCUAACAACCCUGAGGAUCUUUCCACCGGAAUGUUGCCUCAGUUGGCAUAGCCUAGUUCAGAAUAAUUGACGUUUUAAACGAGGAGUCUGAACCGUUUUGUUUCAUUUUAAAACCAAAAAAAAAAAAAGGUUAAAGGUUUAGUUCAAGGAUUUUGUUUGGAUUUGCUCAACGGAAAUAGAAUUUGAGCAUGUAGAAAAAGUGACCACAAAAAAAAAAAAAAACAACACUUUUGUUAUCAGAGGGGAAGAAGGAGGGAGAGGAAUCUGCAUUUGAUCACUUUACACAAUGGACUCCAAACCAAAGCGCUGACGGACACACCAGACACAUUCUGCCAUGUAACAAAUCCAUUUAUUAAAAGAAUGGAGUAAUGUAAACGCAUUCUGUAACAUGAAAAUCAACACGUAGGCAAACGGACUCGAGAACAACAGAAUCCAGGGGGUCCGGCCUGAGGAGAUGCCUCCGGUACUGUGGAAGGACAGGUUGGUCUCGGCCGGGUACGGAAAAAAAACUGAACCGCUCGGAGAGGGGGGCCGCGCACACACGCCUCCGUUCCUCUAAAGUUUGCAGCAGCAACAACAACGCGCCAUUAGCUUUGUGCGAGGAAAUGGCGGCAAAGGGCUUGUGAUUCUGAAGAACACCGACUCUAGCGGUGAACGGUCUCACCAUGCACUGCAGCUAACACAAGAAGCAGUUUCAUAUCAAAGAGCAUUUUUCUAAUUAUAAAAAAAAAAGCUUAUUUAAGAUUGCUUUUGUACUGGAGGUUGUGUCAAAACAAAAUAAAGAAUGAACACGUUAAUAAAUACCGUUUCCUUCGA
Conger conger (European conger) is the source of this 3489-nucleotide messenger RNA. RefSeq names its product activating signal cointegrator 1 complex subunit 2 (gene ascc2). The record is from RefSeq and is a predicted model, not a curated record. Bases 126 to 2417 code for a protein of 763 amino acids. The transcript is spliced from 19 exons. Gene Ontology annotation, biological process: regulation of DNA-templated transcription. NCBI's taxonomy places the organism in Eukaryota, Metazoa, Chordata, Actinopteri, Anguilliformes, Congridae. Gene Ontology annotation, molecular function: ubiquitin binding.